This is a messenger RNA of Rhincodon typus (whale shark), 4119 nucleotides long. It is a transcript of the gene znf750, whose product is annotated as zinc finger protein 750. Gene Ontology annotation, molecular function: RNA polymerase II cis-regulatory region sequence-specific DNA binding; DNA-binding transcription activator activity, RNA polymerase II-specific; promoter-specific chromatin binding. The record is from RefSeq and is a predicted model, not a curated record. NCBI's taxonomy places the organism in Eukaryota, Metazoa, Chordata, Chondrichthyes, Orectolobiformes, Rhincodontidae. The transcript is spliced from 3 exons. Gene Ontology annotation, cellular component: nucleus. The coding region runs from base 284 to 2602 and encodes 772 amino acids. Gene Ontology annotation, biological process: positive regulation of transcription by RNA polymerase II; epidermis development.
UGCUGGCUUCAUUCUCACCUAGCAGUCAAGAAGAGCACACACAUUGCUUGAAUGAAGCACAUUCAUUGCAACGAUAGUAGUCGAUAAAAAACACACUUGCCUCAAUACAUGCAAGUCUCACGCAAGCUCUUCCAGUACCAGGUUAAUCAUAAAAUUGGUUGCUUUUACAACAAAUAAAGUGGCGUUUUCCAUUUAAUAGUUUAAGUAUACUGAACCAAAAGAUCUGCAAAAAUAAAGGGCCAGGAGAAGCACCAAACAACAAACUUGAUCAAGAAUAUAGAAGAUGAGCCUCACUAAAGAACGCAAACCAAAGAAACCUCACUACAUUCCUCGACCUCCAGGAAAACCAUUCAAAUAUAAAUGUUUCCAGUGCCCGUUUACAUGCAAUGAAAAAUCACAUCUGUUUAACCACAUGAAGUACAGUCUGUGUGAAAAUUCAAUUUCACUCGUUGCAGACCAGGACCAAACAGGAAAAUGCCCAAAGACAAGUUCCAGUGAGACUAAUAUACUCAACCAGAAAGAUGAUGAGUCAAAUGAGUGCAAUGACACAAGGAUACCAACUAGUCGACUCAAUAAGAGUUCAGAAUAUACAAAUACUGUUUCAAAUAAACCCUCAAGUCAUCAGAUCAUCGACAAUAAUGACAUAAAAGAAAAUGCAGGAGUGGUUAAUCAAGCAUUUUCUCCUGUUCCAAGUAUGAAACCACAUCACUUGAUUCCUACAAGUGAAGCUGAAAAAGUAGGAUGUUUUGAAAAGGAGCAAAGAUCCUCAGCUUUCUUGCCUGUUGGAGGUCUGAGAUCCAGUGAAAAACCAGAAAAAGUCAAUAAAGACACACAUUCUGCUUCUGAAAAUUCAAACAAUAGAACAUCUCCCAACCGAAUGAAAUCAGCAUUUUAUAGCCCAGGUGACCAGUGGAGAGCAUGUUCUUCAACUUCACCAGAAUUUUGCAAAGCAGAUAAAAGUUUUGGCUCAAUUCCUCCCAACACAUCACCUCUGAUUCCAGAUUAUACACACUAUUACAGUGAACGAGGUUCAAGAGUAGUCUUUUCACCCUAUCUCCUCACUGGUAAGCCACCUGAACAUAACAGCCCAAAAAUUCCACUGUAUGUCUCAGCUGACCAGAGGAAUUUUCUGCUCCCUCACCUACAAAAUCCAGGCAUGACCUUGCCAACACAUUUGGUUCCAUCAACAUUACAACAAUACAAGAUUUUGCAUCAUUUGCAUUCAAAUAUUCCUAUUCCUUAUGGAAUCCAUCAUCUCAACUCAACUGAAUACCACAUGUCCCAGUUUGGUAUGAAGCUUCAACAAGGAAGUAACACCAGUAAGGAUCAAAACACACAAUCAGUUGGAAAUCCCUCAUUCUACGAAACUUCAUCACCGUCAGAACUUUAUCUCCAGAACACUCACAGAAGGCUUUAUCCACAAUGGGAAAACUUGGCUCCUACAAAAUAUUUAAAAGAUAACAAUACUGUAGAACUAGACAUGAACAGUGACUCUCUCCCACACACAACAAAUGUAAAAAUGAGCCCUACAGCAGGAAGUGCAGCAAUGGGCUCUCCUGGUCGACCUAGUCCUUCCUUUGCUCAAACAAGUACUGUUUCAGAAAAUUUUGGUGAAUUGCCAAACAAGUUUAUUUCAAGCACAAGCGUUAAAAGUAAUAGAUUGGAAGAAAACUUUAUGCACUUCAAACCAAUCAGAAAUCCACAUGCAAAUAAAUUCUACAUUCAAUAUGAUCGGCUAGAAAGGCAAGGCACAGAAAGCAGAAUUCUAGGUGCCAAUGAGGAUUCGACAUCUAACCUAACUUUUUCUAAUGUCACCAUUUUGGAUUAUGGCCAUGGUAAUUCGCCAAUCUCCUCAAAUACAAGCUCCAGCAGCAUGAUCCCUUUAAACCUUUCCAAGAAGGACAAAGAAAAAACAGAGCAGGACAAGCUGUUUGGAACUAACACUAAUAAUUUGCCACAUGACUCAAAUGAAAAUUCUUCAGUUGGCAAUGAUUGCCCACAAGAUGAAGAGUUUCAGACUUCUAUAAAUGUACAGGAAGUACCUUUAAACCUCUCUGUUAAAGCUAAGCAUGAUCAUUGCUGGCAAACAGCUGAAGGUUCCAUCCCACCACAAGUAGGCAGCACUUCUAAAGAAUCAAGGACACAAGCAAAAUACUUAAUCAGCAAUAAAUCUCUUCAUUCUGACGUGAAGAUUAAGCCGGUGGAAGACCUUAGUACUGCCAAAGAUCACAACAAAACAGGUCAAUGGAAAGAAAUUGUUGUCAGCAACCUGAAAUCUUUAAAAGUUAUGAGAAGUACGCAAAGCUGUAAUGAUGAACAGAAGCAGUCAGCUGCUGUGGCUCUUUGCCAGUUAGCUGAAUCUAACGAUGGAAAAUAUAAUGAGGAAUGGUCUCUUUUGCCAACUGGGCAAUUUACUAGUUUGGAGGACCCCAUCUAUGAAGACGAACACAUUGCAUUUGACAAAUUAGACAAACAACAGAAACCAAUAAGCCUAAAAAGGUCAAAUGAAGAAUCAGUUAAAACACAAUCAGAGACAACACUUGUAAAGAAUAACAUUUGUGAUAGAAUAUUCAAUUUGAGAAAGAAAACCAGAGUUGCAUAAGGUGGUACAAUUCCAAUUGAAACCAGAGUAGCAAAUUAUUAAACCAUGUGAGGUUGACAACCAUUGUUCACAUCAAGGUUUCAAAGCCUAGAUUAGUCACCAAGAAGCAUAACACACCCUAGGAUGAGGGUGUGUUUAAACUCCUCAUUGACUUUCUGUCUACUUAUAAAUGUUAUUAUACACACUAUACUGGGUGUUGGUUAAAAGUGACAGAUUAUAGCUCAACACCAACAGUCUCUGUUUGAAGUAUCUCAGGAUCCACUGCAUUUUCAGUUGGCAUUAUUUUGUGAAAUACAGUUUGCUGAUGUCCAGAAGAGUAACGUUCUUUGGGAUAGCGGCUCAAAUUAAAUGGAGCAAAGUAAUCUAUCAGGACCAACUAGUCUUUUUAUUUUAAGCAAACUGGCUUCAAAUGAUACAAGCCGCAAAAAUAAAUUGAAAAAUGCAGUUGGUGAUCUAAUUCAAACUCUGACAAUAAACUGGCUCUAGGUUGCUUCACACAACUACCUCAGGUGAAAUGAGCAAUUAAGUACGUUAACUUCCUAGUAAAAAAAAAUUAAUUAACUCUGUGACACAGUUUAUGGUCAAUGUGCCACAAGCACUUAAAAGAACAUUUAGAUUACUUACUUGAACUAGAAGGCAGACUUUAAUAGAAGGCAGUGAAAUCAAGUUAAUCAAAGUAAGUGUACAAGUUAAAGAAUAGUUGAAAUUCACAAUAGUCCAGUCAACACAGGACGCCAAAGAGCAGAUAUUUCAAUCUUAAGCCCAGAGGGCUAAAUUUUUUUAACAUUAUGCAGUGAUCAUUCUUAAAGCAAACAUUUUCUCCUCUGUAUAUAGAAACCUACUGGGAUAGCUUGUUUUGCUACAAAACAUAAGGGUACAGUAACCCAGUGGUUUAUUACCAGACCAGCAAUCCAAAGGCCACGAUUAAUCAGCCAUAGAAAUGAAAUAAAGUCCCAACACAGCAGCUAGGGAAUUUAAAUUCAAUUAAUUAGGUAAAAUCUGGAAUCAAUAGUAGUUUCAGUUAUGAGUACAACACCAUUAGAAUUAAGUGGAAACUUCUGACUCAACUAUGUAAUGAAUAUAUGGACUACCAAUGAAAUUUUAGCACCAAAACUAAGAGGAAUAAAAAGUACAUUCUUGUAACUGCAGAUUUUGUUAUGCAAAUUAAAGAACUUCAAUUCUGACAUUCACAUUUUUAACUGGCAAUUGAAAUAAUCCUUUCAAAUCCAAACUGACCCUUAGCUGAUCCAGAUGAAAGGACAGGUACAAAAAUGUAUACGUACACUACUCCUUUGCAUUUUAUAAAUUACUUUGCAUACUGUGAUGAUGAUUAAAAUACUGUACUUUUAAUUCUGUUUAUAUUAGUUUCACUUGAAGCACUAGGGAAAUCAAGUCACAAGGGUUUUACAGUACAGAAAAAAUAUGGACAUUAAUUUAUAUUUUAGGGAAACUGUUGGUGAUGGAAAUGUGUUGCGAUGUUAAUUCUUUAAUACCAUAAAUGGUUUAUGUUUUUUGUG